Molecule: messenger RNA, 1427 nt
Organism: Tachysurus fulvidraco (yellow catfish)
Lineage: Eukaryota; Metazoa; Chordata; Actinopteri; Siluriformes; Bagridae
Product: GA-binding protein subunit beta-2-like
Exons: 8
Coding region: 153-1259 (368 amino acids)
Biological process (GO): positive regulation of transcription by RNA polymerase II
Cellular component (GO): nucleus
Molecular function (GO): protein binding; transcription cis-regulatory region binding
Source: RefSeq, a predicted model, not a curated record
UUAGUGACGUAAGCGCCCUAUGUAGUGCACUACAGCAGGCCAGUGAGGGGGUUUGGGAUACAGCGCGGGAAAGUGUUUGUCGGGGGAAGCGACUAGCUGAAAGUGGACAAAAGUUGAGUUAAAGUGCGAAAGCGGCGUGUGAACGUGUAAAGAUGUCCCUGGUGGAUUUGGGGAAGCGGCUUUUAGAGGCUGCACGUAGCGGUGAAGAUGAAGAAGUGAGGAAGCUGAUGGCCAAUGGUGCCCCCUUCACCACAGACUGGUUGGGAGCAUCUCCACUGCACUUGGCAGCGCAGUUCGGUCAUCUCUCUACGGCCGAGGUGCUGCUGAGAGCUGGCAUCUGUAAGGACGCGCGCACCAAAGUGGACCGGACCCCACUGCACAUGGCCGCCACCGAGGGCCAUGAGCUCAUCGUCGACUUACUGAUCAGGAACGGUGCAGAUGUGAACGCUAAAGACAUGUUAAAGAUGACGGCGCUGCACUGGGCCACUCAGCACGGGCACCACAACGUCGCUCAGCUGCUCAUCAAACACGGAGCCGACGUUCACGCACUCAGCAAGUUUGACAAGUCGCCCUUUGAUAUCGCCAUUGACAUCCAGCACGCAGAACUCGCCAACCUCCUGCAGGAGGGAAUGCAGAAGCAGGUGAACAGGAAUGCAGAGUCGUCCAUUGCUCCCCAGUUCAUCAUUCAGGGAGGAGUAAUUAACAUCGCAGAGCUCGUCAAAUCCAACACAGGUAACAGUGAGGACGCCGUCGCCGUAAGUGCUCUAGACCAGCAGUUGAUGGGUGAUACUGGACAGAGGGUGGUUACCAUAGUAACAGAUCAACAGGGUCACCUACAGACCAGACUCACACAGCCGCUGUAUGUGACGAUGCAGAACGGACGGCAGGUGUUGGCCGUUCCCUCUAGUCAGUUCACACAGGAGGUCGUGGAUGAAGAAGUUGAACCUCCAGUACGACGAAGAAAAAUUGAAGUCAUCUCUGCUAAUCACACUGACACCAGAGACACGGAGCAGCUACAACGGCGUCUGGCCGAGGCCAACAUGGCGGCUCAGUUGUACCGACAGCAGCUGCUGCAGAAGGAGCAGGAGGCGGAGGAGUACCGCAUGCAGCUGGAGGCCAUCACGGAGCGAGGGAUCACGCAGGAGGACGAGUGUGUGGAAGAGAAGCAGGAGGAGGCCGAGGAGGAGGUGGUGCUGCUGGCUGACGGAGAUGUGAUGCUCAACACAGAGGAGAUUGACUCCACAUCCAACAUCUCAUAACGCCUCGCCUCGUCUCAUGGACUCACGAUUUCGUCCGUGUGAGCGUGUGUGUGUUUGCUUUCUUUUUCAGCUCUGGAUCAAGUUUAUAAGAGGAAGACAAACUCUAUGUUCCUCCAUAUUUUUAAUAACUUGUCUUCUGCUUUAGUAAAAUGAUCCAUGUUUACUGUC